Molecule: messenger RNA, 2541 nt
Organism: Aphis gossypii (cotton aphid)
Lineage: Eukaryota; Metazoa; Arthropoda; Insecta; Hemiptera; Aphididae
Exons: 2
Coding region: 158-946 (262 amino acids)
Source: RefSeq, a predicted model, not a curated record
ACUGACUCUGCAAACGAUAGAUCAGUGUAGUCGCUUUUGUUCAGUGGUGAAGAGGUACACAGUAGUACAACACUCGCACAUCACAUCAAAUUAUCGCAAUAGUAGCGAUAAAAAAAAUUAAUAUUAAUAUUUCGUACUCAAACACUCGACGUACAAAAUGAUGAGCAAAUUUGCAGUCGCAUGCCUGUUCUUGGUGGCAGCGCAAGCCGUGUACGGACACCCGACCGCCGAUGACACUCCAGCCGCCCCCGUUGCCGACGAGGCAUCCGGUCUGGAAAAGGUGUACAAGGUAAUGCAAGAUUGCUCCGAAAAGAACAUGGCCACGUGCUUGAAAAUGCGAGCUUUGCAAUACGUCGACCGGGCGUUGCGCAAGAGCGACAGCAUCGAUGUCUUCGAAGGCAUUUCUUUGGUUAAAUCCGAACCCGUCGAGUCCAGCCGAGGCUUGAACGGCCGAUCGCUCGCCGAAUCCGAACUCGAAGAAGCACAGCCCAAGGACGAUGACGAGAAAGAUACCCAAGUCGAGAACCUCUUGUUGGAUCGCGUCGCCCGUUUCUUGGAAAGCCACACCCUUCAACUCAAGGUCCCAGAAUCGUCCAUCUCUGGCAUGAGGAGAUCCCUCGAUGAAGCCCGUGGCAAGAAGAAGAAGCACCAAAAGAUGUUGAUGCCAUUGUUGAUGCUCUUGAAGAUGAAAGCUAUCGCCCUUGUCCCAUUGGCUAUUGGUGCUCUUGCUUUGUUGGCAUUCAAGGCUCUCGUCGUCGGUAAGCUCGCCCUUGUCUUGGCCGUCAUCAUCGGAAUCCAAAAAUUGUUGGCCAACAGCAAGAGCCAACAAUCCUACGAAGUAGUGUCUCACCCACACUACACCGAGGAACACGGACACCACGGUGGAUACAGACGAUCCCUAGAAGGACAAAACGCCCAAGACAUGGCAUACCGUGGUCAACACUAAUGCCACCAUCGCCAAAAAACCAUCCCCCUCUAUAGCGUGCUCCCCCUUAGUUAAUAUCACCCUUGCCCCCUUUGCUCCACGUUGCCAUUACCCAACGGGGAGAUAUUUAUUUGUAAAUAGUUUGAAAAAUAAUAUUCCCCCCCAUAGGAACGAAAUAAUUUAUUUUAAUAUUAAUUUUUUUUUAUAAUAUAUUUAUAUAUUUAUACAUCUGAUCGUAUUCUACUGUGCAAUUCAAUUUUUCUUUUCUCUAUCUUACUCUCACCGUCAUUGAUAAACGUACUUGUCCGCCUGCGUUUACAAAUCGAUUUUCUCGUGAACUUGUACAUAAAUAUAUAUAUAUUAUAUUAUUAUACUACGCGUAUAAUAUAUACAAUUAUAUAUAUAUAUGUGUGUGUGUAUACAUAGCCACAGCUACGUGUAAUAUCAUUAUACGACAUCCGUACACUGGAGGCGACUAAACUAUACGACGGCGGUCAAUAACGGGUUCUGCUUAAUCACUUCGGGACAAUGAUCGCACACAACACAUAUAACAAAACGUUUUACUACCAUAUACACAACUAUUUAUAUAUAUACGAUUAUUAUUUACCCCGGGCGGUCGGUUAAAAAUACAGAAGUUAACCUAGUGACACACACACAUAUACACACACACAUACACUCUCGCGCGUGUGUGUGUGUGCAUGUGAGAGUGUGUUCGCCGCUCGUGUGGAGAUAUAGGUCGGCCGGAGGAGAGAAGAAGAAUUAUUACAAAAAAAAAAAAAAAACAACUAUUUCCAAAACUGGUUUUGUCUAUAAUAAAUACGAAUAGAAAUUGUUAGAAAUCUAUUCUUUCUAUAUUAAUCACGAUCACCACAACCUUCCGCCAUCACUAACGAUAACCACGAUCACAUACACUGGCUACAGCAUCAAAACUUUGACCUUAUCUAUACGAGACACCGACCAACGACUACACAAGUGACCAUACGCUUAGGACUAGUAUUUACUUCUUCCUGUGUGUGUAAAAUAAUAUUAUUAUUAUUAUUAUUAUUAUACUCACAUACACACACACUCACACUCACUGAAAACUGGCACGAUGACUUACUCGGCUGCUGUGGCUCUUCCCGAUCAUACAAAACCCGUACAUACCAAUAUAAAACCGACCGUUGGCUAAAGACUACUUUUCACUUGACCGGAAACAUUGUUGAUCCCAAACUAUAAUAUUUUAUUACAUGGUUUAUUUUUAUUAUAUGUUGUUAUGUUGUGUCAUUUUUUAUACCAUUAUUAUGUUAUACUUAUUGUUUGUACAUCGAAGACUUAUCUAUUUAUUACGUACUUAAAUAAAACCGAUUUGUUUGUAAUAAAUCCACUAUUUUUUUCUAAACUCAGUUUGACUCGCCUUGACUUGACUCUAUUUGACUUCACCAGACUUGACAUUACUUACUCGAAUGUGCCAUCGUCCACCUCCUCUCAAAUAAUAUAUAAUAAUAAUUUUUCUUGUUAUCCACCUAAAGAAAUACAUAUAUUAUACCGACUGUUAUUAAUUUAUGCAACUUUCAAAUAUUAUUAUUUAUUUGUUUUUUAUUUAAUGAAAUAAACUUAUCAGAGAUUCAUUUUUAAAA